AUGUACAAAACAUCCUCACUCUUGAACCGUCUGCUGAAACAUCAAAAACAGUUUCGAAGGUUGGCCAUCCCAGUGAAUCAUUCACACCGUUUCACACCAUUAAAUUUUCAACCAUUGACCAUCUUUCAAUAUCAUGGUGCCGUGACAUUUAGAUCCUUUCAUUUUGAUCAUCAGAGUCAAUUGGGUCAAUUUGAAAAGAAAGAAGAAUCGCAUCAGACGAAUGCUAAUCAUCAAAAAGACAUUCCUUCCAACCAUCAGGAUCAUGACAAGAAUCCAAUGGAUGACUUGAAUAAGAAUUGGAGUCAAUUGUACGAUUCCUUUCAAAAUAUUUCUUCCUCCUUAAUUUCAAAUCCAAAACAAACCGUCCAGUCCAUCAAGAAGGAAUCAUCAUCUGCUUUGAAUGAAUUUCUUACCAAAAAUUCAAUAACUACCAAUGAUCAAAAUGAGAAUAACAAACCUCCCAUGGAACAACCAACAAAUUCAUCGAUUCAGGACCUGCAAGACAAAUAUGUCCAUGCAUUGAAAUUUCCAAUCAAGCCACAAGUUUUGUGA
Naegleria lovaniensis is the source of this 552-nucleotide messenger RNA. RefSeq lists its product as uncharacterized. The record is from RefSeq and is a predicted model, not a curated record. The transcript has a single exon. Bases 1 to 552 code for a protein of 183 amino acids. NCBI's taxonomy places the organism in Eukaryota, Heterolobosea, Eutetramitea, Acrasida, Naegleriidae.